This is a messenger RNA of Micropterus dolomieu (smallmouth bass), 2397 nucleotides long. RefSeq names its product alkB homolog 8, tRNA methyltransferase (gene alkbh8). The transcript has 12 exons. The record is from RefSeq and is a predicted model, not a curated record. Gene Ontology annotation, molecular function: tRNA binding; S-adenosylmethionine-dependent methyltransferase activity. Gene Ontology annotation, biological process: tRNA wobble uridine modification. NCBI's taxonomy places the organism in Eukaryota, Metazoa, Chordata, Actinopteri, Centrarchiformes, Centrarchidae. Gene Ontology annotation, cellular component: nucleus; cytoplasm. Bases 22 to 2247 code for a protein of 741 amino acids.
GGUAAAAUAAAAUGACGAGCCAUGGAAGCUAAUGUGAGAAACAACGUGAAGGGCUUCAGGAGGAGUAAAGAAGACAAGAAAGUGCUUCGAAAACAGAUAAAAGCCAGUCACACUUUGCUGAAACAUGAAGGCAUCAGUACAGCAUCGCAACCUACCAAGAGUUUGGUGGUGGCUAACGGCGGCCUGGGGAACGGCGUUAGUCGAGAGGAGCUGUCUGCAGCGCUGAAAGAGAUGGGAGAGCUGGAGACGCUGAUCAUGCACCCUCACAAGCCCUACGCCUUUGUCACAUACAGAUCUGAAGAGAGUGCUGGGAAAGCUCACGACCACCUCAACGGCCAAAAGCUGCAAUGCGAAGAGACCAGUGUCACACUCUACCUCAGUUAUGUCGACUCAGUAACCUGUGAAGAGGAGGCGCCCGUUCCUUUGCCAGAGGGAUUGGUCUUGGUGGAGGAUUUUGUGUCUCCAGAGGAAGAGACUCUGUUGCUCGCUGCCAUCGACUGGUCGUCCAGUAAUGAUGACAUCACUGCUCCAAGAGCUCUGAAGCAUAGAAGAGUUAAGCAUUAUGGCUUUGAAUUUCGCUACGACAACAACAAUGUGGAUAAGGACAAACCGUUACCUGCAGGUAUUCCUCAGGAGUGUCUACCUGUUCUUGAGCGGUGUGUGAAGAACAAACACAUCGACAUCAUACCAGACCAGCUGACUGUCAACCAGUAUGAGUCCGGACAGGGUAUUCCUCCUCACGUGGACACUCACUCUGCCUUUGAGGACACCAUCAUGUCGCUGAGCCUGGGGGCACAGACGGUGAUGGAGUUCCGUCACCCUGAUGGUCGUCUUGCUGCCGUGGUGUUGCCUGGAAGGAGCCUCCUGGUGAUGAAGGCAGAGAGCCGAUACCUCUGGACACAUGGGAUUACUCCUCGGAAGUUUGACAUUGUGCCAGCCUGCGACCCACAAUCCCCUGCUCAUACAACGCCUGACCACGGGACGCACAGCAAUCUGACUUUGAGCAAGAGGGGCACACGCACUUCUUUCACUUUCCGCAAGAUCAGACAUGAACCCUGCCGCUGUGCCUUCCCCUCUGUCUGUGACAGUCAAGGAGCUCCCUCAGCACCCUCGGACUCCCCGCCGUCUCCUCCCUCACUACCCCGUUGUCAUGACGAUGCAGCCCGUCUGGAGGAGGAGUACGUGCACCGGGUGUACGACGCCAUUGCCUCCCACUUCAGCAGCACUCGCCACUCCCCGUGGCCUCGCGUUUGCCACUUCCUGUCCUCGCUCCCCCCUGGCGGCGUGCUGGCUGAUGUGGGCUGUGGAAAUGGGAAAUAUCUGGGUGUCAACCCAGAGGUGAUUGCAGUUGGUUGUGACCAUAGCAGUGCUCUCGUCCAAAUCUGUGCAGAGAGGGGUUUCCAGGCGUUCGUAUCUGAUGCUCUGUGUGUUCCUCUGCGGACAGCCUCCUGUGAUGCCUGCAUCUCCAUAGCUGUCAUACACCACUUUUCCACACAGGAGCGUCGGCUGGCAGCAGUGAGGGAGCUGGUGAGACUUUUGAAGCCCGGAGGUCGAGCGCUUAUCUAUGUUUGGGCUUUUGAACAAGAGUACAACAAGCAGAGGUCCAAGUACCUCAGAGACCAGAACAAAGAGCACCCUGAGAGCAACAGCCCCACUGAAAACACAUCAGAAGACAGCCAGCAACCUUAUGGGAAAUCAAGUAUCCAUACCAGCAGACAUUUAAGAGACAAUUGCACACCUGUAGACAACCUACAGGAUGUUAGCAAAGUGACUGACGGCAAACUUAGUGUGCACACCAACCGCACAGCCUUCAACACCCAGGACCUUUUGGUUCCCUGGCAUCUGAAAGAGGGGAAAAGACGAGGCGAGGAAGAAUCGGGAGAGGGAGGGAAGAAGGAUAAAAGGAAAGAGAAGUCCAAAAAGAUUUUGGGUAACUCCACAGCAAGACAAGACUGUAACCCUGACCCCAGUUCAGGUAUUGACUCCAACACUGUAUCAGGUCUUGACAGCAGUGAUGCCACACACAGCCCAGACUCUAAACCCGGUCCAAGAUGCGGCACCGCUCAGACCUCCAGUUCUACUCUAAAGUCAGAGUCUGAGAGCAGCCCAGCACCUGUUUUUCACCGCUAUUACCAUGUGUUCCAGCAGGGGGAGCUGGAGCAGCUCUGUGGUCAAGUAGCAGGAGUCAAAGUGCAGAGCAGCUACCAUGACCAGGGAAACUGGUGUGUUAUAUUAGAGAAGGACUGACUCAAAAAUACACAUUUCAGUAAUAUAUAAAUUCUGCAAUGAACCAAGAGAGUUAAGGCAAUGUUACCACAGACUCAUUUUAAUAAUCCUUCAUUUGUUUAAAUGCAGAAGAGAAAAGUGGCAUGAAAUAAACAAAGAUUUUACAAAAUG